Molecule: messenger RNA, 1557 nt
Organism: Cantharellus anzutake
Lineage: Eukaryota; Fungi; Basidiomycota; Agaricomycetes; Cantharellales; Hydnaceae
Product: acyl-CoA dehydrogenase
Exons: 12
Coding region: 1-1557 (518 amino acids)
Molecular function (GO): flavin adenine dinucleotide binding; acyl-CoA dehydrogenase activity
Source: RefSeq, a predicted model, not a curated record
AUGGCAAACCAGCUCAGAGAGUUCACACUAGAGGAAGUUUCGAAGCAUAAUGCGGAGAAAGACUUGUGGAUCGUGAUCAAUUCCAAGGUCUAUGACCUCAGCAAGUUCGCAAACAUGCAUCCUGGCGGGAGUGGCGUCUUGUAUGAUUCACAAGUCGCCGGAAAAGACGUAACGGACCUCUUCUUCUCUCUUCACCGACAAGAAGUCCUCGCCAAAUCCGCCUACCAACGACUCAUCAUUGGCACUGUCAAAGGCCAGCAGCAGCGUAUUAUUCCUCGUCAGCCGGGUGAUAUUAAACGUAUCCCGUAUUCGGAAGCCAACUGGCUUGCCGCAGGUUUCUUCUCACCCUAUUUCAAAGAGUCCCACCGUAAAUUCCUUCAUGUCGCCCGCAAGUUCGCCGAAGAGGUAGUCUUCCCAGAUGGUGAGGUCAAUGACCCACUAGGUCGUAUGCCCUCCCCUUCAGUCAUCCAAGCCAUGGCAAAGAACAACAUAAUCGCAAUGAGAAUUGGCCCGGGCCCUCAUUUGAAAGGACGUCAACUGUUCGGAGGGCUCAUUACACCGGAAGAAUUUGAUUAUUUCCAUGAGAUGAUUUUACAUCAGGAGAUGUCGAAUGCAGCGACGAGGGGUUAUAAUGAUGGGUUGUUGGGUGGAGGCGUUAUUGGACUACCUGCCUUGGUUUAUUACGGAAGUGAGAGUUUGAAGGCCAAAUAUUUGGCUGAUAUUUUGGAUGGGAAGAAGCAUAUUUGCCUCGCUAUCUCAGAGGCGUUUGCCGGUAGUGAUGUCGCCGGUUUGCGCACGACUGCCAAGAGGACCCCUGAUGGAAAGUAUUUUAUCGUCACGGGCACCAAAAAGUGGAUCACGAACGGACACUUCGCAGAUUGGUUCGUUACCCCUUGCAGGACCGAGAAAGGCCUCACUGUACUCCUAAUACCGCGAACUGAGGAAGUAACAACCAAACUCAUCAAAACAGCCUACUCCUCCGCAGCGGGGACGGCUCACGUUUUCUUCGAUGGCGUUAAAGUCCCUGUCGAAAACGUUCUCGGGCUAGAGAACGGUGGUCUUGUCGUCAUUCUGGCCAAUUUCAACCAUGAACGCUGGAUGAUGACCGCUAUAACCGUUAAGAUUAUGAGGAUUGUUGUGGAGGAGACGUUCCAGUGGGCCCACCAGCGAAUUGUGUUCGGAAAGCCGUUAUCAGAGCAAGCAGUAGUGCGAAAUAAAUUAGCGGGGAUGAUUGCACGUGUGGAGACCUCUCAAGCGUGGCUAGAGAACAUCACUUAUCAGAUGAACCAUAUGCCAUGGAAGGAUCAAGCCAAGUAUCUCGCGGGUCCAAUCGGUCUCAUGAAGAUGCAGACCACUCGUUCGGCACAACAAAUCGCUACCGAUGCAGUGCAAAUCUUUGGUGGCCGAGGCAUUACCAAGACCGGGCUUGGGCGCAUCAUUGAGGGUUUCCACCGUACUGUUCCCUUCGAUGCUAUUCUUGGAGGAGCUGAGGAUGUCCUUGGAGAUCUAGGAGUUCGGCAAGCCAUGAAAUAUUUCCCAAAAAAUACUCGGCUGUAG